UCACACCCUAGCUAGCUUCUUACACAACACAAUUUUCUCUUUUGUCCAAAGUUUCUUUGUCUUCCAGGCCACUUGCUUCUUCUGGUCUCCACAUAUUUGCCAAUAAAAGGGUUUUAAGAUGAAACUCUCUUUGUCUGCCAGCAAAUUAGUACAGCCCCGAGUGAACUUGGCGCUCAACCUGGAGGGUUUCUUCGGCCGGAAGGAUAAGGUGGUGUUCGUAAUGGGAGCCACCGGCACCGGAAAGUCCCGUCUCGCGAUCGACCUCGCCACCCGUUUCCCGGCGGAAAUAGUGAAUUCAGACAAAAUGCAAGUAUACAAAGGCCUUGACAUACUGACUAAUAAAGUGACUGAAGAAGAGUGCAAAGGCGUCCCACACCAUAUGCUAGGCAUAGUAGACCCCGACACCAAUUUCACAUCCAUGGAUUUCCAACACCGUGCCUCGCUCGCCGUCGAGUCGAUACACGCCGAAGGCCGAUUCCCGAUCGUCGCCGGAGGCUCCAAUUCGUACAUCGAGGCAUUGGUGAACGAUGAUCCCGAGUUCCGGUUAAGGUGCGAAUGCUGCUUCCUAUGGGUUGAUGUGUCACUGCCGGUCCUACACUCUUUUGUGUCCGAACGGGUUGAUAAGAUGGUACAAGCAGGCUUGGUCGAUGAGGCUGCACAAAUUUUCGAUCCAAUGGCUGAUUGUUCCAAAGGAAUUAGACGUGCGAUUGGGGUCCCCGAAUUGGAUCAAUAUUUCCGUGGUGGAUCAACUGUUGAUGCCGUAACUGGAGCCAAGAUGCUCGAAACAGCCAUCUCGAAAAUCAAGGAAAAUACAUGCACUCUAGCUUCACUCCAACUGCAAAAAAUCCUCCGAUUUUAUAACCGGUGGAGGUGGAGAAUGCACCGGAUUGAUGCCACCGAAGUCUUCCUAAAGCGCGGCGAUGAGGCCGACGAGAAAUGGGAGCGGCUCGUCGCCGGACCGAGCACCAUGAUCGUCGACCAAUUCCUCUGUGAAAAAAGUCGUGUGCCCACCAUUUUACCGUCGGCGACCUCCUCGUCAGUCCCUAUCGCCGCAGCCGUAGCAGCCGCAACACGUUAAAGUAGGACCCGAAGAAUCUGACACAUGGAAAUGGUGUUCCAC
Messenger RNA from Hibiscus syriacus, 1120 nucleotides. RefSeq names its product adenylate isopentenyltransferase 5, chloroplastic-like. Gene Ontology annotation, cellular component: mitochondrion. Lineage: Eukaryota; Viridiplantae; Streptophyta; Magnoliopsida; Malvales; Malvaceae. The record is from RefSeq and is a predicted model, not a curated record. Gene Ontology annotation, biological process: tRNA modification; cytokinin biosynthetic process. The transcript is spliced from 2 exons. The coding region runs from base 119 to 1078 and encodes 319 amino acids. Gene Ontology annotation, molecular function: tRNA dimethylallyltransferase activity.